This is a messenger RNA of Chaetomium globosum CBS 148.51, 2337 nucleotides long. RefSeq lists its product as uncharacterized. The transcript has 3 exons. The coding region runs from base 1 to 2337 and encodes 778 amino acids. Lineage: Eukaryota; Fungi; Ascomycota; Sordariomycetes; Sordariales; Chaetomiaceae. The record is from RefSeq and is a predicted model, not a curated record.
AUGGCGACCACAUCAGACGAAACGAAGAAGGACGGGAAGGCUUUCUACGGCUAUCUGUUUACCAAGGCGAAGCCAAUACCAGCUCCAACUCCCGUCUUUGAUGCGCUCUUGAGAGCUAUUGCGCUACAUAUUACUACCGAACUCGGCGACAAAAGUGAAGCCCACUUGACCCCUGGGAAGCUGGCUGCCUUCUACAAAACUGCCGGCCAUGAUUGGGAUUCUUUCUUUAACGACAUGCCUCAUACGGGUAUCUCCACGGUCUACCAGGGCCUGGGCUGCCAGCACUCCCUUUUGCCGAGUGUCGACGACUUCGCUGCGCCCUCAGUCCCGGCCCUGACCACCAAGGGAUUCGUGCACUGGCAGACGAUCCAGACCUUACUCGGGCCCCAGGAACAAGUGCCGGUGCUGCAGUUUGCCGCGGCCCAUUGGGCCCUGAAGCAUCCUGACACGGGAACUCCGCUGCCCGUGGACCUUCCAAAAGAAGCGUUUCCGUCCGAGACUGACUCUGAAACCGAUCGCUGGUAUCAGGAGUGUGCGCAAAUAGCGCGCUCUAAGGCGGUUGCAGAGGAGCAAACGGACGUUCCGAAGGAGGCCCCCAAGCCCGAAGCACCCAAGUUCGAUGCACCCAAGCCUGAGUCCGCCGACCGCAAGGUUCCUUACACGCAUGUUCGUAUGAACUCAUCAACGCCGCGUGAUUACUUCGCUUCACGCCCGGUCAACGUUGCCUACGUACACAUUCCAUCUCCUCGCGCUACACCAACUGGACGCUCCCCUGAGCGGGACCGAGUUCGGGACCGGGGGGAACGUUUCGUUCGCCGUCAGGCGACGCCAGCAGAAGAAGCUGCGCAACGACGCCGGAGCUUUUCCGACUACCCACACUCACCACAGGAGGCGCGCCCCGUGCGGGUGCCUCGCCCCGCUCCCGAGCGCGAUGCACAACGCCGACGGCAUAGUCAUCCCCGACACUACAGCAGCUCAUCCGACUCAGAUGAUGCGUCCGUCAGCCCUCGGGCUGCUCCGCGGCGUGUCCAGCGGUCAAACGAGCCACCGCCGAUCACUGUCCGCCGUGUUUAUACGGGCAGCUCUGAGGACUCACCACGUGUUAUCCGUACCACGAUGGCCCCGCCCCCAAUCCCGCCGUCGCACAUGCAUUCUCCUCGCCCAGCAACCAGCAGCCGCGCGCCGAGCCGCGAAGAGACCAAACGGCGCAGCGCUCUCUACGACAUCAAGGAGAAAAUAUCUAACUUUAUCAGCCCAUCCGCCGAAGACCCCGCCAGGGCGCGCAGCGUAAGUGGCUCGCGGGGGAGGCGAGACGGGCCGUCCGGGUCGGCGAGGGGUUCGAGAGAAGAUAUCAUCCCCAAUUCAAGACUGAGCCGGUCAUGGUCCGAAAUCGACACCGACGACACGGACUUGGAAGAAGAAAGGAGGCGCCGUAGCAGACGACCUUCACGAGAAACCCGGGAACCGCAUCGCGAAAAGGACAGAGACCGCGAACGCGAACGAGACCGAGACCGAGACCGAGCGGCGCGCGACCGUGAGCGGGACCGCGAGCGAGACAGGGACCACGGCAGAGGCCGCACGGAGCGCCCCUCCCCCCGAGAGCGCGACAGGGCCCACAGCGACGGCGACCGGCACCGCCACGAGCGGCGCGAAAGAGACCGGGACCGGGACCAACCCCGAGACACCAUUCUCAACACCCCCCCAAACACCCGGGACCGUCUUGUCCCCGUCCCCAGCCCCGCCGCCUCCGCCGCCGCCUCCGCCCUGCACCGCGACACCAGCGCCAGCAGCCUCAACCCCCCCAUCUCCAUCUCCUCGGCCGCCGCCCCGCGCCGCCGCGGCGUCUCGGACGAGGACCUCUCCCCGACGCGCCGCCGCUGGGGCCGCGGCCCCUACCUCACCAGCGCCGUCGACGGCGACCACCACCACCGGCGGACGAGCAGCCACGCGGAUCUGGACCGGCUCGAUGGCAGCGGUCGGCGGUGGGGCGGCAGCGGUGGCGGGGACUGGGAGCGUGUUGAGCGGGGGCCGCCGCAUAGGGAGACGGAGCGGGAGUUGAGAGAGCGGGAUCAUCGGAUGCGGGAGAGGGAGAGGGAGAGGGAGAGAGACCGGGACAGGGACAGGGACAGGGAGAGGGAGAGGUUUAGGGAGGAGGGUGGGGAGCGGUGGCGGAGGGGGGAUGAUCGCGUGCCGCGGGAGAGGGAAAGGGAGAGGGAUAGGGAGAGGGAUAGGGAUCGUGAGAGGGAGAGGAUGCCUAGCCCGGCUAUGUCGGGAGCGUCGGUGACGGGGGUUGGGGGGAGGAAAUACCCCGAUACCAUGUCGUGGGUGAGGGAUUGA